CUCUGGAUAUGAUCACUUCUUGUUGAAUCAAAUUCCAGUGACGCCGAAGUUUGGAGACCACCUGUAAAGAACAUGGACAUACAUAGCAGCCAAAAAUGAACAGAUUUUAAACCGCUUGUAGUAAUUUCACACAGGACCAUAAACUGAUUUAUUCUAUUCGCGAAAACAAGUGCAGGUCGUUUUGCAGGAGGUCUAAAACAUCAAGCAGAUUAUGGUAAUGGCCGUGCUUGCGGACCAAAGCACAUCUAUGUCCAAGAAGAUGGCGGACCCGACGACCACUACUUCACAGGACCAGCAGAGCAAGCGGGCUGCAGCAGCCCGUCCUGCCGGUACAACCAGUGCUGGUCUAGCUGGAUCGAGAAAUAAUCUUCAAGGCCCCGGAGGAGGUCCUGCAGGAUCGUCCGCUGCUCAGCCUGUGCGCUUAAGAAGUCCGCGGAGAACGACCCAAACCUCGGCUUCGAAUGCGCCAAACAGCACCAGCGGCAACAGUAAACAGGCAGUCACAUCAACGUCAUCCCAAAAUCAACCCAUGCAGCAAACCACCCACCUCCCCCAGGACGAGAGGAGGAAGAAGGUGAUUGAGAACCUGACCACGAAAGGGCUACUGAAGCCCAUCGCGGUGGAAGUGGAGCGCGGGCUGUGCGACAAAGCGGUUUUUACGGAGAAAAAUAAGCCAGUAGUCCCCUCUGCCCCGAACUCGUCCAAAAUGCUGACCAAACAGGAGUACAGUGAGUACCAGAUCGAGUACCGGAGAUUAGUGCAGUUCUUCCGCAGCAACAAGACAUUAGUGGAGAAAACCAACCAAAGCUGCUUCAACAAAACGACUAACAAAAUCAACGUCCAGAGCUGCUAUAAUCUCUGUUUCCUCUCACAAGCAGAGUUAGAAUCCGAGGAAAUGACCGCGAAACGAACAAAUCUGGAGGAGAAAGUCCUACAAGAAGCGAUGGCGAUUGACCCGCGGGACGAUCCGAGAUGGACCAAAGUUGCGAAAAACAGUUAUUACCACUGCUAUGAGAAUGCACAAUUGCAAUUUCCUUCCCCCUCAUGCGUGUUGCAUGAACAGCAAUACAAACACCAGCACACGUUGAGCCUAUGCAUGACAAAUUUAAGUGCCAACUGUAGAACUGUUUGGGCUUUCGAAAUUUGUCAUGCAAACAGUGCCACAGGAAAGCGACUGGAUUUGGCAUUUCGCAUGACAAAUGAGGGGGAGGAGAGGUUGCGCACUCUCAUAACUGCCCGAAAUGCAACAACAGCGAGGAGAUUCUGAUGCUCGCGACCGUUGGCACGCACCGGAAAGAGGAUCAGAGCGACGAACCCGUGAUCACUCUGCGCUGCCUGAAAUGCGACCAUUUGUGGAAAGAAACUGAUGGGGAAACGUUUGCGGGGUAGGAGAGGGGAGUUUGGAGUUUGAUGGAAAUUGUGUGAGUACGCUGGCAGUAUGAUGUGCUGGUGCUCGUCUAACUUUCAAGAUUGCAUGUUUCCUCGUCAUGAUGUUGGAAUUUUUCAAGUAAAAGCUUUAUGGAUUUGCGGCAGCCUGAGGUCGUGGUCCUUUCACAAACUACUUAGUUGUGUGUUUUUUUAAAACUUCUACGGCAAAAUUCUACGGCAUCCUUGUAGCCAGAGGGAAUAAAAACGAAGCUUGAAAACAACCAUGGAACUUUGUUUUCUUUUUUUCAAAAGCGCGACAAUUUCGAUUUGCAAUGUAUGUUUGUACGAAUAAAAAAGACACUACGUUACUCAUCUGAAUAAAAGAGAUAGUUGGUUGUAGUACAAGCAGCAGCAGUUAAGUAGCAACGCUUCGGGCCACGAAGUGUUUGUCCUCUGUGCCUUUUAUUUCUGCUCGAAAAAUACCCUCGUUCUGUUCUCUUCCGUUUUGCAAUUCCAC
Amoebophrya sp. A120 is the source of this 1885-nucleotide messenger RNA. The record is from the annotation of a GenBank genome assembly. Lineage: Eukaryota; Dinophyceae; Syndiniales; Amoebophryaceae.